Messenger RNA from Thlaspi arvense, 888 nucleotides. NCBI's taxonomy places the organism in Eukaryota, Viridiplantae, Streptophyta, Magnoliopsida, Brassicales, Brassicaceae. The record is from the annotation of a GenBank genome assembly.
AUGUCUGGGAGACUUUGGAUUCCGAGAUUUCUUCUCAUCACCCUCGCGCUUAUUAGCCUACGAGCUAACUCUCAGUGUGAAUUCAGUUUCACUCGACGGAACAAGGUCUUUGAUUUCAACUUAGCAUCUUCGAUUCGGAAUUUCCCUCACGGCGCUCUCAGCGAAGAUGGGUUUUAUAGAGUGGAAGCAAACAAUACCGUGCUAUGGUUUCAGACCAGUGUGAAUAAUGAUUGUUAUUCUUCUUUUUCUGUAAACCGUCAUGUGGAGCAGCUUUGUGACAUGUUGAUUUUCAAUCACGAUCCCCCUCGAUGCGUUGGUUGCGAAGAUUGCGGAGGUCAAUCACACUGUGGAACAUCUUGUAGUGCACUAUUGUCAGAAAAUAUAAGAGGAUAUGAUGUCUGCAGUUCUCUAGGGCAUCCCUCAAGCUCAAAAGUUGAUAUCGUUGAUAAAGAGGAUCCUGGCAAAGGCGUCAUUGUUAAGAUGUCAAGUGGAAGUAGUAACCAAAAUUGCUCACUUUCAGUUUCUGUUAUCUGUCAGAAAAAUAAAGUUACUGGACCACUCAAGCUGGAGAAAUCUGGUAGCUGUAGUUAUGCUACUGAGCUGCGACAUCCUUCCGGUUGUGCAGUGGCUAUAUCCGGCCAUGGUAGUGGAUGGGGCUGGUUUAGCACCUUACUAAUCAUAAUCUUGUGCCUGUUUGGAGCUUAUCUACUGGGUGGUGCACUAUAUCGUUAUUUCUCCCUUGGGAUUCGUGGCACAGACGUGAUCCCAAAUUCGGAUUUCUGGGGCACUGUACCUCACAGAACACAGAGCUGUUUUGGUUCACUACUUGAGAGAUUCAGGGGGUCUAGUCAUGGUCAACGAGCCUCAUAUUCUCAGGUCAACUUCUGA